Messenger RNA from Entamoeba nuttalli P19, 789 nucleotides. RefSeq lists its product as hypothetical. Bases 1 to 789 code for a protein of 262 amino acids. The transcript has a single exon. The record is from RefSeq and is a predicted model, not a curated record. NCBI's taxonomy places the organism in Eukaryota, Evosea, Mastigamoebida, Endamoebidae.
AUGAGUAAGUCAUCAGAAGGGUCAAAAGAACCUGCAGAGAAAAAAGUAAGUUCAAGGAAAAGUGUUAUUGAAAGAAAAAGUUUAAGUAUUCUGAAUGAAAAUAGAAGAGCAGUUGGGUAUCUGUCUUUAUUAAAUAGUAUGGGAUAUACUAUUAUACUGAAAAGACCAAAGAAAGUAAAAGUAAAAUCAUUAUUACCAUUUCUUCAUAUUCAGAAAAUACUUGCACCAAAUGGUGAAAUAAUUUUUUCAUUUGAAGAUGUAAAGAGUAUCGCUUAUAAAUUAAAAGUUGGUGAUGGUAAAACUGACCAAGAACGUAGAAUCACUCAAUACAUAAAAAAUGUUGAAGUAAAUCAAAUGAUUGAAACAAUAAUACACUCUAACCUUGUUUUUAAUUGUGAAGAAGGGGCAGUAAAGCCUUGUUCAAUUAAUUCAGAAAUACCUUCCCAACGAAGACUAGAAUCUUGUGUUAUUUUUGAUGGGACAGAUUAUAGAUUUUUAGGUUUCAAAGAAGAACAAACAGUACUUUAUCUUGACUCACUUCAUAAAAAAUUAUUUGAACAAGCAUCAUCAAAUGACUUUGAUGUUCUUCCUUACACUCUAACUCUUAGACCAACAAUGCAAUUAAUGAAAACUGUUAUUUCGCAAACUACAUCAAAUAAAGAUCUUGAAAAGAUUUCAAGAACAAUAGAUCAAUCUCUCCAAAAUCCUUCUCAUUCAAAAUGGUUUAGUUUAUACAAUGAUCCAACUGAGUUUAUAGACCCAAAUCUAAGUGAAACUACAGACAAUUAA